GGCACACAGUUAAGUGCACAGUGACUUAGUUGAGCAGCCCCUGCUGCCCCCAGGAGCUUGCAAUCUAAGCAGCCCCCUGCUGAGUGUGAGGCUUAUGCUGAGUGGCUUCCUCCUGAUUCUUUGCCCCUCCCAUUUGGCUGAGUGUCUGAUCAGGAGGGAGGGAGGGAAGGUCUGUUCCCAGCCUGUGCUCUGUGAGUUCGCCCGCAUCUGGCAGUCUCCCCACUCCACGCGCCGAUCCACGCACACGGCACGGCUGGGUCAGGUGACAGACUGGGCAGAAAAAAAGUGACCCACUUCAGCCCUGACCAUGCAGAACGGGGACAGAGCCCAGAGGGAGCAGGCGAGGACACCCAAGCAGCAGAUGGCUGACAGGCUGAGGGAGCUGACCCAGACCAGGCUGCAGAAGAUCUGGAUCCCCCACCAAUGCGAGAGGCUGCAGCAGAGGAGGGGAUCUUCUAUCCCCCAGUUCACCAACUCCCCUACGAUGAUCAUACUGGUGGGCCUUCCUGCUCGCGGAAAAACCUACAUCUCCAAGAAGCUCACCCGCUACCUCAACUGGAUCGGAACACCCACUAAAGUAUUCAACGUUGGACAGUAUCGCCGAGAGGCUGUGCAAACUUACAAAAGCUAUGAGUUUUUCCGUCCAGACAACCAAGAAGCCAUGAAGAUACGCAAGCAGUGUGCACUAAAUGCCUUGAGGGACGUCAACACUUACCUGUCACAGGAGGGAGGACACGUGGCGGUGUUUGAUGCCACGAAUACCACGAGGGAGAGAAGAUCCAUCAUUCUCCAGUUUGCCAAGGAGCACGGGUACAAGGUAUUUUUCAUUGAAUCGAUAUGCGACGACCCUGACAUCAUUGCCGAAAAUAUCAUGCAAGUGAAAAUAUCCAGCCCCGACUACAAGGACUGCGAUCGAGAGAAAGUGGUGGAGGAUUUCCUGCAGAGGAUUGAGUGUUAUCAGAUGACUUACGAGCCCCUGCAUGAUGACUUGGACAGUGACCUUUCGUACAUCAAAAUUUUUAACGUUGGGAGUCGCUUCCUGGUGAACAGAGUUCAGGACCACAUCCAGAGUCGCACGGUGUAUUACCUCAUGAAUAUCCACGUCACGCCACGCUCCAUCUACUUGUGCCGGCAUGGAGAGAGUGAACUUAAUCUGCUGGGGAGGAUUGGAGGGGACUCUGGGCUGUCUCCACGUGGCAAGCAGUUUGCGCAUUCCCUGGGUAACUUUGUCAAGUCACAGGAGAUUCCAGACCUGAAAGUAUGGACGAGUCAUAUGAAACGUACCAUCCAGACGGCAGAAGCAUUGGGUGUCCCGUACGAGCAGUGGAAGGCGCUGAAUGAAAUUGACGCGGGUGUGUGUGAAGAGAUGAUGUAUGAAGAGAUACAGGAGAACUAUCCAGAAGAAUUUGCCCUGAGAGAUCAGGACAAGUACCGGUACAGAUACCCCAAGGGGGAGUCCUACGAGGACCUAGUACAGAGGCUUGAACCGGUGAUUAUGGAGCUGGAACGUCAGGAGAAUGUCUUGGUGGUUUGUCACCAGGCUGUCAUGCGAUGUCUGCUGGCGUACUUCCUGGACAAAAGCGCAGGUGAACUGCCAUAUUUGAAAUGUCCUCUUCACACUGUGUUGAAAUUGACCCCUGUGGCAUACGGUUGCAAAGUGGAAUCCAUAUACCUGAAUAUAGAAGCAGUGAAUACGCAUAGGGAGAGGCCGUCGCAUCUGUCCAGAAAGCCCAGCGAGGCUCCUCUGUAUCGUCACUAUCGUGCCGUACCUUUAGCUAGCCCAGAGCCCACCAAAAAGCCCUGCUUGAAAGACCUGGGUUUGUCAGGCUCUCUGUGCAAAUCGCUGUACCUGCAGAACGUAGAGGUAUCGCGAGACCCGGAAGAAGCCUUGGUGACCGUACCAGAGCAUUUUUAACAA
This is a messenger RNA of Spea bombifrons (plains spadefoot toad), 1918 nucleotides long. RefSeq names its product 6-phosphofructo-2-kinase/fructose-2,6-biphosphatase 1 (gene PFKFB1). The transcript has 15 exons. NCBI's taxonomy places the organism in Eukaryota, Metazoa, Chordata, Amphibia, Anura, Pelobatidae. Gene Ontology annotation, cellular component: 6-phosphofructo-2-kinase/fructose-2,6-biphosphatase complex; cytosol. Gene Ontology annotation, biological process: fructose 2,6-bisphosphate metabolic process; fructose metabolic process. The record is from RefSeq and is a predicted model, not a curated record. Gene Ontology annotation, molecular function: fructose-2,6-bisphosphate 2-phosphatase activity; ATP binding; 6-phosphofructo-2-kinase activity. Bases 308 to 1915 code for a protein of 535 amino acids.